Molecule: messenger RNA, 2298 nt
Organism: Vicia faba (fava bean)
Lineage: Eukaryota; Viridiplantae; Streptophyta; Magnoliopsida; Fabales; Fabaceae
Source: the annotation of a GenBank genome assembly
AUGCCUUCGUUUUUGGGUUCGAUUUUGCUCGGGUUUGGUUUCGGUGUGGUGGCUGUUGUUGCCGUUCAAGCUCUGGCACUGUUAUGGAUCAUCAAACGGUUACGCCGCAGCGAUGAGCUUCAUGUCGAACAAGCUCAACUGGAAACUGAAUCAAACCAGCUUGAUCAUCAACAAUCUCUGCAUUUUGCGUCUCACAAGCAGGGUGUGGUCUGGGUCCUUGAAUCUGGAAAAAUUCCAAAAGAACCAAAAAGGAAAGGGUUAUUGGAGGUUUCACCUAUUAAAUUGUAUGGAACAAUCAAGGGUGAGUCACUUAUUCUAAGAAAACCUGAUGGUUUGCAGUCCCACUCAACAAUUGAACUCAAGAGUUGUACAGUUCAAGCCGUGUCAGCUUCAAACCUUUCUUCAAAAAAAUGGGCAAAAAAGUUUCCCAUCAAAGUGGAAAACAAGACCUCAGCAAUAUACAAUGGAAGUAAAACUCUAUAUUUGUAUCUGGAAACUUCAUGGGAAAAAGAAGCAUGGUUAGGAUUAAGUGUUGAGGCAAUAGAAAGGGAUAUAAAGCCUGACGAUCCUUCCUCAAAAGUUCGUCAGUUUUUGAAAAAGAUCGCUAAAAAAACUUCCCGAGUAGGUUUGGAAAAUAAAUCUACAUGGACUUCAUUGUCCGGCCAUGAAGGAAAAAAGAGCACUGAGAACCAUUUUGCUAGCCAAGAUGCAGUUUUGGGAACUGAUUCAACAUCAAAGCAUCUUAAAAACUCUUUGGCAGACAAUGCUACCCCAUUAUCUUUGAAGUUACCGAAUUUGGGAAGUGAGAGUAUUCAUUCUGUCAGCUCCGAAAGGGAUGUUGGAAAGAAGUUUGAUAUUGAUGAGGGAACAUUAUGCUGGAAUUUAUUGAUUUCCCGACUCUUUUUUGAUGUCAAAGGCAGCAUGCAGUUGAAGAGAUCUUUGCAAGAAAGGAUUCAGAGAACAUUGUCAAAUAUGAGGACUCCCAGUUAUAUUGGUGAAAUCAUCUGCACUGAUAUCAAUACUGGGAAUGUUCCACCUUGUAUUGUAGGAAUGAGGGUUCUUCCUAUGGAAAUGAGUGAGGUUUGGGCCUUAGAAGUUGACAUUGAAUAUUCUGGAGGAGCAGUAUUAGAGAUUGAAACAAGGCUUGAACCUUGUGAACUUGAGCUCCAAACAAAGUCAGAAGACUCAAAUUCGGAGCCAAGCAAUGAUGGAGCUGUCCCAUCAGAUCUUCUUGAAGGUUUUGAAUAUUUAGAAAAGCAAUUGAAACUUGAAGGAAGAGAUAAUGAUUUUCAAGAGCAAAAGGAAGAUCGUAACCGGAACAACGCAGAUGCAUCAAAGAGCUUUAAGAGCACAAUUUCUUCCUCAAAUGAUGAACCACGAUGGAAAUCAGUGUUAAAUUCUGUUGCCAAACAAGUUUCACAGGUUCCUCUCUCUUUGGCAAUAAAAGUAGCAUCCCUAAAAGGGACACUGCGUUUGCAUAUAAAACCACCUCCCUCUGAUCAACUGUGGUAUGGUUUCACAUCAAUGCCAGACAUAGAUUUCAACUUGGAGUCUUCUGUUGGAGAAAACAAGAUAACUACUGGGUACUUCUCUUCGUUAGUAGUCAAUAGGCUAAAGAGAGCAGUUUUGGAAAAUAUAGUUCUCCCAAAUUGUGAAAACAUAUGUAUCCCAUGGAUGUUAGCAGAAAAGGAAGAUUGGGUUCCUUCAAAUGUUGCUCCAUUCAUAUGGAUUAACCAAGAAUCUAGGAAUGAGAAUUCCACUUCAAUUAAUACCAAUAAGCAAUCUUCUGGUGGAGUGGAAGCUAGGUCAAAAGCUAGUGCAAGCACCUCAACUAAUGGUCAAGCGAGCAAACAACAAAAACCGAAGAAGAGUGUCGAAUCUAGUCAAGAACCAACUUGUAAAUCAUCAGAUUCUUUAGCACUUCCAACAACUUCUUCUGGUUCACAAACUCUGGAGAACAGCAACCGCUUGGAAGAAUUGACAAUACCUUUAUUAGAGAAUGAACAACCACAAGAUACUAGGGGUUUGAAAGAACCUUCAUUAAAGAAUGACGAUCAACUCGAAACUAGUGAAAACAAGAUGGAAAAUAAUUCAGAAAUCCUCUCACCACAUGGAAGUAUGGUGGUGGUGGAGAAACAAAAUUAUACCUUUAACCAUGAAGAUGGACUUCCAAAGAAAAUGGGGAGAAAGGAAAGGAUGUUAGGUUUGGGGAAGAAAAUGGGGGAGAAGUUGGAAGAGAAAAGACGUCAUAUUGAAGAAAAGAGCAGGCACAUUGUUGAGAAGAUGCGAGGACCAUGA